Messenger RNA from Trypanosoma grayi, 1029 nucleotides. RefSeq lists its product as hypothetical. NCBI's taxonomy places the organism in Eukaryota, Euglenozoa, Kinetoplastea, Trypanosomatida, Trypanosomatidae. The record is from RefSeq and is a predicted model, not a curated record. The coding region runs from base 1 to 1029 and encodes 342 amino acids. The transcript has a single exon.
AUGAAUCCCGAUGCGUCACCGUUUAUUCCGACAUUUGCGCGUGCCCAAAUCCACCGUCUCACGUACAGCCGUGCGAUGCUGAAGGAGAUAGAGCCGAGCGUCGCUGAUAGCAUUUGUUUCGCGCCCUUAACAGAGGUCCAGCCGACGCUGCGAGUUCCUCUUGACUUUGCCGCCUUGCUAAAACUCCCCCACGCUCUCGAGUUGCUUAACGUCGGGCACGUCGUGUCACUCGUGCAGAGUGGGCAACGGCGUGUCACCGGCCGCGGCCAAUCACCUCGCUGCAUUCAAUGCCAGGAGGGCCCGGAGGCGUGCGCCGGCAUCCGCGAUCUCGUCGCCAGCGCCGUGCGGCGUGCGGCCUCCAGCCGUCUCGGUGCCGCGCUGUUGCAGUCGGGUGACGUUUUGCGGGGGCUGUUGCAGCUGGCGCUCGUGUUUGAGGCGCGGCAGAGUUCGCUGCGGCUCCGCGCGCUGGCGGAGCGGCACCCCAGCGUGGUGGACCGCAUCCGGCAGUAUCUAUGUGGGGAAGGGUACCACCUCCCGCUCCCCAGCGUCACGGCCCAUGAAGAAUGGCAGGCCCUCAACUCUAUGCUAAAGUUCGACUGGGUACGUGACAACCGCACUCGUAUCUUCACGGAGAUCUCUAAACGAUGGAAAAAACGUCACACGCAGUUCGAGCAGUUUGUGCACUUCUUCGAGUUCAGAGAUGAUCGGCCAGUGCACCCUGUGAAGAAUAUGCUCACCCAUUCCGCCAAGCCCGUGCUUGUUUCUGUGUUAUCAGGAGAUGUUCUUGCGGUUGUGCUACUUGCACGACUCGGUUUCUUUGUGCCACCUGAUUACUAUUGGGAUAUAUUCCCGUUCUUUGCCGAGUCGCUUCGGGCUCCGGGCAGCGACGGGCAUAUGUACGAUCUCAUGCGUCAUUUGUGCCUGCAUCUUGCUGAGCGGCAGAAUGCACUCCACGGAGACCUUUUUAACCCUAUUGACCCUCCCCACAGGAAGUGUGAGGACAAAUGCUUCAAACGGCGAGAGUAUUGA